Oryza brachyantha (malo sina) is the source of this 1104-nucleotide messenger RNA. Its product is annotated as homeobox-leucine zipper protein HOX15-like. Bases 79 to 786 code for a protein of 235 amino acids. The record is from RefSeq and is a predicted model, not a curated record. Lineage: Eukaryota; Viridiplantae; Streptophyta; Magnoliopsida; Poales; Poaceae. Gene Ontology annotation, molecular function: DNA-binding transcription factor activity, RNA polymerase II-specific; sequence-specific DNA binding. The transcript is spliced from 3 exons. Gene Ontology annotation, biological process: regulation of DNA-templated transcription.
UCCCUCCCCCUUCUUCCUCUUCCUCUCAUCUCAUACCCCUCUCUCUCUCUCUCUCUACUGCUACUUAGCUAGACAUACAUGGCGCAAGAAGACGUGGGGCUAGCUCUGGGCCUCUCCCUUGGCUCCGGCGCCCAUGAUGUCCUGCUCAGAGAACCGCCUCAGGCGACAUGCACGCUUGAGCCGUCCCUGACUCUGAGCCUCCCGGCUGACAGCGGCCUGACGACGCCAGUAAUUAUGCCGGCGGCGGCAGUGAAGAGGGAGCUGCGGGAGGAGGAGGAGGAGGAGGAGGAGGCGCUUUACAAUUACUCGGUGGCGUCGUCGUCAGCGGUGGCGGCGGAGGAGGAGGAGGGCUGCAACAGCCGGAAGAAGCUGCGGCUGACAAAGGAGCAGUCGGCGCUGCUGGAAGAUCGCUUCAAGGAGCAUAGCACUCUCAAUCCUAAGCAAAAGGUUUGUUUGGCGAAGCAGCUCAAUCUGAGGCCCAGGCAAGUGGAGGUGUGGUUCCAAAACAGAAGAGCCAGGACGAAGCUGAAGCAGACGGAGGUGGACUGCGAGCUUCUGAAGCGCUGCUGCGAGACGCUGACGGAGGAGAACCGCCGCCUCCACCGCGAGCUCCAGCAGCUCCGGGCGCUCACCCACCCCUUCUUCAUCCCCGCCGCCACGCUCUCCAUCUGCCCCUCCUGCGACCGCCUCGCCGCCGGACCUUCCCCCACCACCGCCGUCGACCGCCCCAACAACAACAAGGCCGCCGGCUUCUUCAACCCUUUCGCCAAAUCCGCCGCCUGCUAGCUCGCUCCGAUCAUCCAUAUAUCCAUGCUUCCACGUACGAUCGAGCCAGUUAAUGAUGAUUUGUUAGUUAAUUAAGUAGAAUGAAAGAUGAAUUAAUCAGCGUGUGCAUAUUAUUUGCAUAUAUAUAUGAUGCAUACAUCUAGUACAUAGUUAUACUUAAUUAGGUCGGUCAGGCUCUCAAUCAUGUUCAGUAUCCCCUCUACUUUAAUUAGUUAGCUUCAUUUUUUCACAAGUUAAUUAAUGUGUGAGGAGGAUGGAUUGAGCCGCAUGUACAAGGAAAAAAAAUUAAUUAAGGUUUGUUGGUUGCAUCUAGCUAGC